This is a messenger RNA of Eriocheir sinensis (Chinese mitten crab), 1121 nucleotides long. RefSeq lists its product as uncharacterized. The record is from RefSeq and is a predicted model, not a curated record. The transcript is spliced from 2 exons. Lineage: Eukaryota; Metazoa; Arthropoda; Malacostraca; Decapoda; Varunidae. The coding region runs from base 20 to 931 and encodes 303 amino acids.
GGGAAUCGUGUUGCUGAUAAUGAUGAUGUUCUUAGUAAAUAACGGAAGAGGAGGAGGAGGAGGAGAAGAUAUGGACGAUACGAGUGGGAAGGAAGGAAGACACAAGGAAGAAGAAGAAGAGGAAGAAGAGAAGAGGAAGAAAGGAAGGAUGGAAGAAGAGGAGGAGGAGGAGGAGGAGGAAGAUAGGAUUACACGUUUCAUACAAGACUCGGCCACGUUUACAGGUACACACAGGUCAACAUCAGCCCACCCCAGGUCAUUCUGGUCCCUGGGGGAAUGGCUGGGGAAGCGUCGAUGGUGGGGAGGAGGAAGAGGGAAGGAAGAGGAUGAGGAGGAGAAGAAAGCAGUUAACACAAUCUCAAAUAACUACCUCUCAAACUACCCUCCGUAUCCACCCCCCCAGGCCUACCCCGUGGUCAUGCCCCUGAUACAACAAGCCCCCCAGGCCCCCCCGAUAUUCGUAGGGGGUCCAGGGGGGUACACGGGCGCGGUAACCCCUUCAAAUCGCCCCCUGAACAUAAUGGUGUCCGUCCCAACCCCAGUGGUUUUAACGGAGACGGUCACUUAUACGCAGGAGACAUUUUUGAACCAUAUAACUCGUAAGAUAUUGAACCUCGGGGGGAUGGGGGGGUACGUGGAGGUAGGAGGGGGGUUAUACUCUCACCAGGGGGGGCGCGGUACCCCUCCGCCCCCCCAGAGCACCCCUACCCCUCCUCUUUCUGAACCCAAUCAUAGAAUUCUUGUGAUUGAGCCGAAUUUUGCAUCGGAUGGGGUGAGUUAUAUCAGUUUGGCCCCAUCCCACUCCCCCUCCCCGCCCCCCCACACCCAUACCGUGACCGUGGGGGGCUGGGAGGGGGUCAUGGGCGUGGGGGGCGUGCUGGGGAAAGCGUGGGUGGCUGGGGAAGAGAUGGGGAAGAGGAGGUUGAUGUGAGGAAGAGGAGGAAGAGGAGGAGGAAGAGAGGAAGAAUUAUAGAAGCAGUCUCUCUCUCUCUCUCUCUCUCUCUCUCUCUCUCUCUCUCUCUCUCUCUCUCUCUCUCUCUCUCUCUCUCUCUCUCUCUCUCUCUCUCUCAUAUGAAAGGAAAGGGAAAGGAGAGGAGGAGGAGGAGGAGGAGGAGGAGGAG